Molecule: messenger RNA, 978 nt
Organism: Penicillium argentinense
Lineage: Eukaryota; Fungi; Ascomycota; Eurotiomycetes; Eurotiales; Aspergillaceae
Product: class I SAM-dependent methyltransferase
Exons: 8
Coding region: 1-978 (325 amino acids)
Molecular function (GO): S-adenosylmethionine-dependent methyltransferase activity
Source: RefSeq, a predicted model, not a curated record
AUGACCAACCCAGAUUCGCAAACAGUAGAGCUGGACCGGGAAUUCCUCGAUACGCUCACUGUCCAGGGCCGCGAGUAUCAGAAAUACUCCAUCGACCAUCGCAUAUAUUUCGGCCCAGUCGAUGAAGAGGAAGCCCAGCGCCUGGAUCAUCAACAACGAAUCUUCCAGCGUAUUUUCGACGACCGUCUCAUUUUCCCGCCUAUUCGACGACUCAAGCGAGUGCUGGACUGCGGCCACGGCUCUGCUUCUUGGGCCGUGGAGGUAGCCGAACAGUACCCAGACUGCGAAUGGGUGCACCUUCUUCCUUCACACUUCAACUGGCAAGACCCAACACCCCAGAACAAACCUGCUCAGGUCUCCACCUUCACCCACCUCAACCUCGAUUCCCUUGCCUCUUUACGACAGACGAGGGUCGACGACCUGAACCGAACAUUCACAUUCCCCCCAAACCACUUCGACCUAGUCCAAUCUCGACUUCUCGCGACCGGCAUCCACAAAGCUCGAUGGCCAACCUACAUCCGCGAUAUCGUCAGGGUCUUGAAACCCGGAGGAUGGGUUCAGAUGAUCGAAAUAUACUUCAACGUGCAGUCGGACAACGGGUCCAUCACCGACGACCAUGCCCUCCGACGCUGGAGUACACAGUACAUGCGUGCGCUGGAGGAUAGGAAGGAUCUCCGCAUUGGAUCGAGGCUGCGAGGUUUGCUGACGAGCGAGGGAUUGACGGAAGUGGAUACGAAGAUGAUUCCGUUACCGCUGUCGGCGUGGUCACAUGACCGGAGAACGCGAGAAAUCGGCCAAGCGAACAGCCAGAAUAUCCAAGAACUACUUCGAUCCUUGGCGCUGUACCCCCUUACCCAACGAUUGCAUAUGUCACCCCAAACUUUCGAUGCACUGGUUGACCAGGCCCAAGCAGAGGCCCGCAACCCAUCUCUCAAAGCCUACUUCCCCUUAUACGUCUGCAUUGGCCGAAAGGCAUGA